GUUAGCUAAAGACAAAAUAACCCCUCACAGGUCUCGCAUCGCUUAAAUCAAAGGGCAAAGGAGGAUCACGGUUCUACCGGUGGUUCAAAGCUUCCUCGUCGGAGCCUCAAUUCCAUCUUCUUCUACCAAGGGUUUGCGUAAAGCUAUCGGGUCAGUCAUGGCAGAUUCCUAUAUAAUACAUGUGCAUAUUGUAGAUUGAAUUGUUAAUUACAGGUUUUUUGCUGGUUGUAUUUGUUGGGCUUUGUUUGAUGGUUAAGGGUUUGUGAAAAUCUAUUGGGUCAGACUUCAGAGGCAUAUUUGGGUUCUGUGUGUUUGAUAUCAAUGGAGGUUGACAGGAUUAGCAUGUUGCCAGAUGAAGUACUUUAUCACAUUCUCUCUUUUCUUCCAACUCAAAUUGCUGCAUCCACGAGUGUUCUUUCAAAGAGGUGGAAGCCAUUGUGGCUAUCAGUUCCUGCUCUCUUCUUUGACGACCGAAGCUACCUUCUAAAUGACAAACCCUAUCUAUAUUUCACAAAGUUCAUAUAUGCAACCAUUCUCACCAGAGAUGUGCCCAUUAGAACAUUUCGUCUGCAAUGUGAGGAUUCCCAUUUCAACUUUUCUGUUUCCGAACUCAAUAUAUGGGUCAACGCUGCAAUAAAACGUGGACUUGAGAACCUCUACAUCCGGCUGCCGCGUAAUCAAUUGAGCUGGAGCAGCUGCAUUUUCAGCUGCAAAACUCUGGUUGUUCUUGAGUUGGUGGGAUUAGAAGACCUGGAUGUAAUUUCUUUUGCUCACCUUCCUUCACUCAAAACUCUGCAUUUGAUUGAUGUUGCGUUUAUAGAACGCCAAGAUCUUGUAUCUUUUGCUGACCUUCCUUCACUCAAAACUCUGGAUGUGAAAGAUGCUCACUUUCCAGGAAGACAGUAUCUUGUGGAUCUUCUUGCUGGAUGUCCAAAUCUUGAGUAUAUGCAUCUGUGGGUAAUAUACUAUGAUGUUGGAUGCAUACCUUGUUAUAAGAACUUUAAAAGCUUAUCUAAAUUGGUCAGGGCAGAUAUACAUGCCAUUGGUUUUGAUAUUUUUGUAGAAUCUCCUGAGUUUGACAAGUACCUGGAUGACAUUCCACUUUUUCCCAAUUUAACUCAUGCGGAGCUUAUGUUGGGAUUUGAUAUGAGCUGGGAUUUGGUACUUGCAAUACUCAAGCACUGCCCUAUGCUUCAAAAUGUUGUCCUUGAUAUGCAGACACAUUAUGCAUAUUACAAGGAGCCGGUUUGGAUUUCCCCCUGUUGUGUUCCAGAAUGCCUUUCGUCACAGCUUAGGACAUGCGACAUUAUAAAUUCUGAAGUCAAGGAAAGUGAGCUGCAUUUUGCAAAAUAUAUUAUGCAGAAUUCAAGAGUUUUACGAACAAUGACAAUAUGGACUCGGGGUUUGUCAGAAUUAAAUGUCGACAAGAUUGAACUGCUGAAAGAAUUGUUCUUAUGCCCAAGGAGUUCUACAAUUUGUGAACUUUCAUUUAUAUGAAAAUGAACGACAGGCUCUAGUUAGUAGCUGCAAAUUGUGUUUAGAUGAUUGCAUUGGUACUUAGUUUAUCUGCUUAUAGUAAAACUACUAGUGUUUUGAAGGACAUGGAACUUGUCUCUUGUUCAAUGAUAGUCGGUAAAUGUCAUCUUUUCAAGGAAUUGAAGAUUUGUAUUUUUAAUUAAAUGACUAGCUCAUUUGAAGUUUUAUAUCUUUUGUGGACA
This is a messenger RNA of Lotus japonicus, 1718 nucleotides long. RefSeq names its product F-box/FBD/LRR-repeat protein At4g26340-like. The coding region runs from base 322 to 1497 and encodes 391 amino acids. Gene Ontology annotation, molecular function: protein binding. The transcript is spliced from 4 exons. NCBI's taxonomy places the organism in Eukaryota, Viridiplantae, Streptophyta, Magnoliopsida, Fabales, Fabaceae. The record is from RefSeq and is a predicted model, not a curated record.